AUGGAGCCCGAGGAAUCCGAUCAUGAGGGACGCCAGGGGCCAAGCACGCUGGUCCGACGUGCGUGUGAUCAAUGCCGCCUCAGAAAGAUCCGAUGCGAUAAGCGCACACCAUGUUCCAACUGCCGUAGCUCCAGCAUUGCAUGUCGAUCUACCGGCGAAGGCCAGAAGCCAUCAGAGCCCCGGCGGCGGGUUUUAAUUUCAAAUCAAUAUGAGAAAAAGAUCGAUUUGAUCGAGGAACGCCUGGCAAGCAUUGAAAGUACUCUCCAACAGCUAGCAAAAAAUACAUCUCAACUACAAGGCCUCACAGCGCCAAACCCGCGCGAGUCUCAUUUCGCCCCUUCGUCUCAGAAGUCAACCCCUUCGCAGCCGUCAUUCGCUCCAGGGAACACUGGAAAGCCCAAGGGCCCUUUGUAUUUAGCGAAUCCUACUAUCGAGCAGCACGAUUCCAGCUCUGGCUUUGAGGGUAGCUCAUCUCUGACUGCCCAUGGGGCCUACGCGAGUGCGUUCCUUGAAUCUGCCGUGUCCAAAAGCUCGCCGCAGGUUUUGUCUAGUCCCAAGAUCAACGCGGCUCUCUCGUCGCUGAAGCAGCUUGUCGGGAUCCAGAGUCAGCGGCGAGAAACGGGCUUAGAGGGGGGUCAACUUCCCACCAAUAAUGCGAGGUUAGGUGUGAGACGCGACAUUCGUGAUCUAGAGAUGCCGCCUCUACCAGUGGUUCUAGACAUUUUGAGAAAGAUUCAAGAAACACCACCGGCCUGCUUUGGUGGCUAUGUCCCCUUCAUGAGUGUGAAAUAUUUCACCGAAAAAUGCCGUGAAGUUUACUUCUGCAUAGACGAUUACUCUGAUGCGGCAUUUGUUGUAACCAACUUUUGUCUGUACAGUGUUUUCUACGAAUUUGGUGGCAUGGAGAAAGACUCCACUAUGCGAGAAGAGCACCAGAACUACAUUGAGAUAUGUCGUGACAACCUGGAGACAGCGCUUGCCAACUUGAACAUCUUGAUGCCUGCAACCCAUGAAUCGAUCAUGGCGUUAGCUCUAGGAGCUAUGCAUGCGCUGGAGAUUUCUAAACCAUCAGUUGGCUGGACGCUAGCAUCGACGGCCAUGAAUCUGUGCCAGACCCUGGGGUAUCAUCGCUUUACCUCAAUGGAGCACGACCCCGUACCAGUCCAACGCCAAAAGCAGCUUCUAUUCUGGUCUGUCUACACAAUUUUAAGUAUGAUGUCCCUGCGUUUAGGACGUGCCUCUUCCAUCCAGAACUACGAUAUCAGCCUGCCAAUGCCCGAUGAGAACGUAGAUGUUCCCAAGCCAUGGGGGCCCGUCUGCAUGUUGUGGACUAAAUCGGCAAUCAUCCAGUGUGAUAUCUAUCGAUGUUUGUAUAGCCCAGAGGCACUACAGAAAUCAGAAAGCGAACGAGUCGCACAUGCUUAUAGAUUAGCCGCUGAGAUGCAGUCGAAGGUUAUGGAGCCGUUUGAGAAAUUCAUGUUGGCCGAUCAUAAAAUAUCCGAGGUCGACCUCAUGUACCUCGCAACUGACAAGGUCAAUCGACUGGCCAUCAUGACCCUGAUCUACCGAGCAAUUCCAGCAUCAACAGACUCAGGCCGUGUGGCCACCUUCAUACCCGAAUGCAUCGAGACAGCCCGGGAAGCCCUGGAAAUCCACCGACAGUGCGUUGCAGCGCUCAGCGAGACAGACAAUUUCAUGAAAAUAUCCUAUAUGCACUGGGCCCUCCUCAUGUCCCCUUUUGUCCCCUUCAUCGUAAUAUUCUGCAACAUAAUAACAACCUCUAACGCCGACGACCUCGCCCGACUCGAAGAGUUCAUCGCCUCUCUCCAACCUCUAAGCACCUUCUCCCAGUCCAUUGACCGACUGCACACCCUGUGCUCAGUGCUCGGCACCGUCGCCCGCCUUUACUUCGAAGCCAACACCCGGACCCAGACAGCCGCAGACCAAGACCAAAAUAUCAAUGAGGUCGGUCAGGAAUUCGAUGUCUAUCUCAGUGCGCUCGGACUGGCCCCUACGAAUCCUAUGAAUCCUCCGAACAGCGGUAAUUCCCAGAUGGGAAACUCGCAGGGAUAUUUCCAGGAUAAUCCUAGCAUCCAUGUUAGUUCAGCGGAAUCGUCGCAGCAGAAUGUGGGUGGUUUCUCGGCACCGGUCGAUCCAUCUCAAAUGCAGGGACAGGACUCGGGGACUGCUGCGCAAUUGGGGAAUUGGUUUUGGGGGAAUCAGUAUAUGAUGGGGCUUUUGCAGGAGGAUUUGUCGCAGUUUGGGCCGGGAUGGUCGUGA
This is a messenger RNA of Penicillium samsonianum, 2280 nucleotides long. RefSeq lists its product as uncharacterized. Gene Ontology annotation, molecular function: DNA-binding transcription factor activity, RNA polymerase II-specific; zinc ion binding; DNA binding. NCBI's taxonomy places the organism in Eukaryota, Fungi, Ascomycota, Eurotiomycetes, Eurotiales, Aspergillaceae. Gene Ontology annotation, biological process: regulation of DNA-templated transcription; DNA-templated transcription. The coding region runs from base 1 to 2280 and encodes 759 amino acids. The record is from RefSeq and is a predicted model, not a curated record. The transcript is spliced from 8 exons.